Periophthalmus magnuspinnatus is the source of this 1178-nucleotide messenger RNA. Its product is annotated as sialic acid synthase-like. The coding region runs from base 12 to 1076 and encodes 354 amino acids. The transcript has 6 exons. Lineage: Eukaryota; Metazoa; Chordata; Actinopteri; Gobiiformes; Gobiidae. The record is from RefSeq and is a predicted model, not a curated record. Gene Ontology annotation, molecular function: N-acylneuraminate-9-phosphate synthase activity. Gene Ontology annotation, biological process: carbohydrate biosynthetic process.
CUUUAUGGAAAAUGCCUUUGCAGUUUGAGCUGUGUCCUGGUAGAAUGAUUGGGGGAUCCCACCCGUGCUUUAUUAUUGCUGAAAUUGGACAAAACCAUCAAGGAGACAUUGAGAUUGCUAAGAAAAUGAUCAAGAUGGCAAAGGACUGUGGAGCUGAUUGUGCCAAAUUCCAAAAAAGUGAGUUGGAGGGUAAAUUUAACAAGCGUGCUCUGGAGCGUCCCUACAAUUCCAAACACUCUUGGGGGAAAACCUAUGGGGAGCACAAACGUUAUCUGGAGUUCAGCCAUGAUCAGUACAGGGAACUGAAAAAGUAUGCCCAAGAGAUAGGCAUUUUCCUCACUGCCUCAGGAAUGGAUGAGAUGGCUAUGGACUUCCUUCAUGAAUUAGGUGUGCCUUUUUUCAAAGUUGCUUCGUGUGAUGCUAAUAAUUUUCCCUGUUUGGAGAAAACUGCCAAAAAAGGACGUCCCAUGGUAAUCUCCAGUGGGAUGCAGUCUAUGGAGACAAUGCGUCGAGUUUAUCAGACGGUGAAGCAGCACAACGAGAACUUCACGAUCCUGCAGUGUACCUCUGCGUAUCCUCUGGAUGCCAAAGAUGUCCAUCUGAGUGUGAUCAAGGAAUAUCAUAAAGAAUUCCCAAAUAUUCCUAUUGGAUAUUCGGGACAUGAACAGGGAAUUUAUAUUUCAGUGGCUGCCGUGGCGAUGGGGGCCAAAGUAGUGGAGCGCCAUGUGACACUGGACAAAACCUGGAAAGGCAAUGACCAUGAGGCCUCACUGGAUUGCUCUGAGCUGGCCGAGCUGGUCAGGGCCAUUCGGCUGGUCGAGACGGCACUGGGAUCUCCCACUAAGAUGCUGCUUCCCUGUGAAAAAAACUGUCAUGAUAAGCUUGGGAAGUCGGUCAUUGCCAAGAUGGACAUUGCCAAGGGCACAGUGCUGAGUGUUGACAUGUUUGCAGUGAAAGUGGGUGAACCUAAAGGAAUCACUCCAGAGAAAAUGCAGCAGCUUGUGGGCAAGAAGCUUAAAGUAGAUGUGGCCUUUGACGACAGCAUCCUGCCCAGCAUGAUAGAGGGAGAGAUCUAAUAUAUGCACAUCCACAACAUGAAGUUGCCUUGCAUACAUACAGACCUCAUUUGAAGUUGUUUUGUAAUGAAAGAAACAAUCAUUGAAUUGAAGUUGCAUGUU